Knipowitschia caucasica is the source of this 252-nucleotide messenger RNA. NCBI's taxonomy places the organism in Eukaryota, Metazoa, Chordata, Actinopteri, Gobiiformes, Gobiidae. The record is from the annotation of a GenBank genome assembly.
AUGUUGCACUACUUGUGUGUACCGACAGGGGGCGCGUCUCCCCUUGCUGCCGCCGCUCUGCGCUCUGUCAGACGCGAGCUUCUCCUCUGUGUUCACUUCUAUGAUGCGGCUUUCUUCCCCUGCUCUGCUUCUCCACAAGCCAAUGGACAACUACCAUGGAUAACCCACCAGUCUCGCUCCCAUCACCUGCUCUUUCGUCUCAUCUCCGCGCCUCUCUCCCCAAGACAGACGCGUCUCCCUGCUCACUACUGA